AUGGGUGCCUACAAGUACUUGGAGGAGUUGCAAAGAAAGAAGCAAUCUGAUGCUUUGAGAUUCUUGCAAAGAAUCAGAGUCUGGGAAUACAGACAAAAGAACGUCGUUCACAGAGCCUCCAGACCAUCUAGACCAGACAAGGCUAGAAGAUUGGGUUACAAGGCCAAGCAAGGUUUUGUUAUCUACCGUAUCCGUGUUAGACGUGGUAACAGAAAGAGACCUGUUCCAAAGGGUGCUACUUACGGUAAGCCAACCAACAUGGGUGUUAACGAGUUGAAAUACCAAAGAGCUAUGAGAGCUACUGCUGAAGAAAGAGUUGCUCGUCGUGCCUCCAACUUGAGAGUUUUGAACUCUUACUGGGUUAACCAAGACUCCACCUACAAGUACUUUGAGGUCAUCCUAGUCGAUCCAUUCCACAAGGCUAUCAGAAGAGAUGCUCACUACAACUGGAUCUGCAACCCUGUUCACAAGCACAGAGAAGCUAGAGGUUUGACUGCCACUGGUAAGAGAUCCAGAGGUAUCAACAAGGGUCACAGAUACAACAACUCUCAAUCCGGUAGAAGAAAGAUCUGGAAGAGACACAACACCUUGUCUUUGUGGAGAUACAGAAAAUAA
This is a messenger RNA of Zygosaccharomyces rouxii, 615 nucleotides long. It is a transcript of the gene RPL15B, whose product is annotated as 60S ribosomal protein eL15. The transcript has a single exon. Gene Ontology annotation, cellular component: ribosome; cytosolic large ribosomal subunit. Gene Ontology annotation, biological process: cytoplasmic translation. NCBI's taxonomy places the organism in Eukaryota, Fungi, Ascomycota, Saccharomycetes, Saccharomycetales, Saccharomycetaceae. The record is from RefSeq and is a predicted model, not a curated record. Gene Ontology annotation, molecular function: RNA binding; structural constituent of ribosome. The coding region runs from base 1 to 615 and encodes 204 amino acids.